UUUACUUAGUGAAAAAACAUUCCUUUUCCUGUUAGAUAACGUAUAAAUAUGAUUGUUUCCCUCUAAGAAUUAUCAUUUGUAAUUUAGCAAUUAAAUUAUCAACAUUCGAUUCUAUCAUCUCCCUAAGAAUAAACUUGGAAAAAUGAACAUCGCAAUCUACUGCAGCUUAGUGUGCGUGUUUUACCUCUGGACCAGUGCCGAAGGAGUGCCAUCCAACUGCAGAGCGGGAAGCGCCUGUAACGCUUGUCCCGAAGGUCAAUACUGGACCGUGAAUGUCAAUGACGCGCUUGGUCAGCAACGUGACCUGAAGGUGUGUUCACCUACAUGUAGCAAGUACUGCCGAGCCGGGAACCGGGCUAGCGACGGGAGGCCUUGGUGUCAAUGUUACGAUCCUGCUGACAUCAGGGGUGACUGCUGGAAGGGGGCUCAAUGUGACACAUGCCUGGCCGGGGCCAACGCUGCCUAUGGCGGAAACAUCAACAGUAUACCCGUGUGCUGUGCCAAUUGUGAGGCUUCAGGACUCAUGCUAGGAAGCAAUCUGUGUAACUGCCUUCACAACGGGCCUUAGAGAUCAGGAAAUCCAUCAAACUUUGAGAAUUAACUGGGAAGCCACCUUUUAGAUGAGUCCAUGAACGUUUUAUGUAUUUAGCUCUGUAAUUCAACAAAAUAAUACUAAUUAUAUAAAAAUGUGGUCAUUCAAUACGAAAUUUAUUCAUUUUCAAAGUAUUUUGUUUAAAAAUCGUGUAAUAAAAUCAGGAUUGAAUGAGCGCUCAUGUAAUAGUUAAAUGUUUUUAUGAAGCACACAUACAGCACCUUCGCGUUGCUUUUUAGAGAGUUACCAUCUUGUAAACAUCUGAAAUCCAGCAUCCUUAUUAUUCAGAACCAUCCACACUUUGACUUUAACAAACAUGAAACUUGUUUGCAAUAUAAUACACAAGUAUUGUAAGAAUACCGUUGGUUUUGGGUGACCCUUUAUUGAUACAAUUACCCAUUAUAUAGGUAUUUAGUGAUAAAAAUUGUAUAUGCAAUAACAUGUUGUUAAAUGUUCUAUUACUCGAUGUUCAAGCAUUGCUGUUUUGUUACCUUUGUAACAUUUUGUAGCAAUUCCGUGAUUAAACGAUUUGAUGCAAAAACUGUGUAUUUAUUCUUUUUUUCACCUCUAUCGCUAACAUGAUAUGAUCUGAAUAUUUAGCAUUUGCAUUAAAAGAUAUUUGAAACAG
Messenger RNA from Mya arenaria, 1220 nucleotides. RefSeq lists its product as uncharacterized. The coding region runs from base 143 to 568 and encodes 141 amino acids. NCBI's taxonomy places the organism in Eukaryota, Metazoa, Mollusca, Bivalvia, Myida, Myidae. The transcript has 4 exons. The record is from RefSeq and is a predicted model, not a curated record.